UUUACCGGGAACACGCCGCGCGCCAGCGAGAAAGCUGAGAGGUCGGGAUCGUGUAGAUAAAGGGUAAUAUUUUGAAAAUGGUGCUGCAAAACAGUGGAAAAUACAGAAAUGAACAACAACAAAAUGAUUUAACAUCUGGGAGGGAAGAGUCUGCAGAGAAACGUCUUACACGAGCUCGAGUCAACGAUGAAGUGGAUUUGAAAUUUGGAUAUGAGCGAUACAAAGAUCCACAGGAGAAAGUGGGAUGGCUAAUCAAUAUGCACCCUGCAGACAUAAUGGAUGAAGACAAGAGGCUAGUCAGUGCAGUGGACUACUACUUUAUCCAAGAUGAUGGAGGAAGAUUUAAGGCAACACUUCAGUACAGACCAUAUUUCUACGUUUUGACAAAAAAGAGUUGUGAACGGGAGGUGGCAUCGUUUCUUACUAAGAAAUUUUCUGGGAAGAUUGCAAGUGUGGAAACUGUCAGUAAAGAAGAUUUAGACCUGGCAAAUCAUCUUGUUGGUUUAAAGCGACAGUAUUUGAAGUUGUCUUUCCUAUCUGUUGAAGAUUUGAUGAAAGUAAAGCGAGAGAUUCAUCCAGCUGUGCGGAAAAACAAAGAAAGAGACAAAUCAAAUGAAAUAUAUACAAGUUACAUGGAUGAUGAAGAUGCAGUAUCCAGGAAAAUUGUUGAUCAGAUGGACAACAUCAUAGAUAUCAGGGAACAUGAUGUGCCAUAUCAUGUGCGCGUUUCGAUUGAUCGUAGUUUGAAUGUUGGUCAUUGGUACUCUAUUAGAGGAAGAGGAAGCAUGGCCCCAGAGAUUAGCAGGAGGGAGGAUCUUGUACACCGACCAGACCCGAUAGUGCUUGCCUUUGAUAUAGAGACCACUAAACUACCACUGAAAUUCCCAGACUCCUCCAUCGACCAGAUUAUCAUGAUAUCAUAUAUGAUAGAUGGACAGGGAUACUUGAUCACAAACAGAGAAAUUAUAUCACAGGAUAUAGAGGACUUCGAAUAUACUCCAAGACCAGAAUUCCCAGGCCCAUUUGUGAUCUUCAAUGAAUCUGAUGAGUUUAACCUGUUGAAACGUUUCUUUGACCACAUCUUGGAAGUAAAACCACAUAUUUUUGCUACAUACAAUGGAGACAUGUUUGAUUGGCCAUUUGUAGAAGCACGUGCAGCAUUCCAUGGAUUGGACAUGUCACUUGAGAUAGGUUUUCAAAAAGAUAGUCAAGGAGAAUACAAGUCACGACCAGCUACACACAUGGAUUGUUUCAGAUGGGUAAAGAGAGAUAGUUACCUCCCAGUAGGAAGUCAGGGACUGAAAGCAGUUGCCAAGGCAAAGUUGAGGUACGAUCCUACAGAACUUGAUCCCGAGGAUAUGUGCCGCAUGGCUACAGAAGAACCACAGGUUUUGUCAAAUUACUCUGUAUCUGAUGCUGUUGCAACGUUCUAUUUGUACCAGGAGUAUGUUCACCCCUUUAUCUUUGCUCUCUGCACUAUCAUCCCAAUGGAACCAGAUGAGGUUUUGAGAAAAGGCUCAGGUACCUUGUGUGAAGCACUGCUGAUGGUGCAGGCCUACCAUGCAAAUAUUGUGUUUCCAAACAAGCAGGAGUCCAUUCUGAACAAACUGACAGAAGAUGGCCAUAUGCUGGAUUCUGAGACUUAUGUUGGUGGUCAUGUGGAAGCUUUAGAAUCCGGAGUGUUCAGAGCAGAUAUUCCAUGCAGAUUUAGGAUGGUUCCAGAAGCAUUUCAAAACCUGAUUGAUAAGGUUGAAGGGACGAUGAAGUUCUCCAUAGAGGUGGAAGAGAAAAUACCCAUGGAUCAAGUUUCAAAUUUUAAUGAAGUAUGUACAGAUAUAAUAGAGAGAUUGUCUAUGUUAAGAGAUUGCCCAAAUCGUCUGGAGAACCCAAUUAUAUAUCACUUAGAUGUGGGAGCUAUGUACCCAAAUAUAAUUCUAACAAAUAGAUUGCAGCCACCGGCAAUUGUUGAUGAAGCCACUUGUGCAGCUUGUGAUUUCAACAAACCUGGUGCAACCUGCCAACGUAAAAUGCCAUGGAUGUGGAGAGGAGAAAUUAUGCCGGCAAGUAGAAGCGAGUAUCAUCGUAUACAACAACAGCUAGAGAAUGAAAAGUUCCCACCAAGAGAGCCUGGAGGAAAACCUAGGGCACUUCAUGAGCUCUCAAAACAAGAACAAGCAGAAAUAGAAAAGAAACGAUUGGCAGAAUACUGUCGUAAAGCGUACAAGAAAACUAAAGCAACGAAAAUGGAGGAGAGAACAGCUACCAUCUGCCAGAGAGAAAAUUCAUUUUAUGUUGAUACAGUAAGAGCUUUCAGAGACAGAAGAUACGAAUUCAAAGGUCUUACAAAGGUAUGGAAGAAAAAGUUGUCCGAAGCGCAAGAUUCUGGUGACGCAUCUGAGAUCAAGAAGGCAAAUGGUAUGGUAGUGUUGUAUGAUUCCCUACAGCUGGCACAUAAAUGUAUCCUCAAUUCCUUCUAUGGAUAUGUAAUGAGGAAAGGAGCACGAUGGUACAGUAUGGAGAUGGCAGGAAUUGUGUGUUAUACUGGAGCAAAUAUCAUCACAAAAGCUAGAGAAAUUGUUGAACAAAUUGGUCGACCUUUGGAAUUGGACACAGAUGGAAUUUGGUGUGUGUUACCAGCCACGUUCCCAGAAAAUUAUGUUGUGAAAACUACAAACCCAAAAAAGCCCAAGGUCACCAUUUCUUAUCCAGGAGCCAUGCUUAAUGUUAUGGUCAAGGAUUUCUUCACUAACGACCAAUACCAAGAGCUUGUAGACCCAGCAACUAUGGAGUAUAAAGUGCGAAGUGAGAACUCUAUCUUCUUUGAAGUAGAUGGACCCUACCUGGCUAUGAUUCUGCCAGCAUCAAAGGAGGAAGGAAAGAAGUUAAAGAAAAGAUACGCUGUUUUCAAUUUUGAUGGCUCUCUGGCUGAGCUUAAAGGAUUUGAGGUGAAAAGACGUGGAGAGUUGGAGUUGAUAAAGAUCUUUCAGUCAUCUGUAUUUGAAGCUUUUCUGAAGGGAAAAACACUUGAUGAAUGCUAUGCUGCUGUUGCAAAAGUGGCAGAUUAUUGGUUGGAUGUACUUUAUAGUAAGGCACAGAAUAUGCCAGAUUCCGAGUUGUUUGAACUUAUUGCUGAGAAGAGGAGCAUGUCUCGUAAACUUGAAGAUUAUGGUUCUCAAAAAUCUACAUCAAUAAGUACAGCUAAAAGACUCGCAGAGUUUUUAGGUGAUCAGAUGGUCAAGGAUGCAGGACUCAGUUGUAAAUUUGUCAUCUCAAAGAAACCAGAUGGAGCACCUGUAACUGAAAGGGCUGUUCCUUUGACUAUAUUUGAAGCUGAGCCUGGAGUAAAGAAACAUUACUUGCGUAAAUGGCUGAAAGCACCAGGAACAACCAGUUUUGAUAUAAGAGAGAUCAUUGACUGGGAGUACUACAUUGAAAGACUAGGAGGUUGUGUGAUGAAAAUUAUCACCAUCCCUGCUGCUCUACAAAAUGUGUCUAACCCUGUUCCUCGUAUAGCUCACCCGGAUUGGCUUCAGAAGAAGUUACUGGAACGUAAUGAUGUUUUCAAACAGAAAAAGAUCAGUGAGAUAUUUGCUGCAGCUCCAAAACCAGUACAGCAGGAGGAGGACAAUGUGUUCAAAAAACCAAACAGCGUUGUUGAUAUUGAAGACAUAGGGUCAAGUUCCACUUCUGGAACAAAAGUGGCAGUGUCGAAUAAACGUAAAAGAUUGAGUAACGACAACUCACAGAGUCAAGAUGACUCUCAGACUGACAGCAGUCAGUCGUGGAGAGAUGUUCUAGGACCACCACCACCUAUGGGAGUAACUAAAGAUGAAAGAAAAGUUUGGCUGGAAUAUCACAAGAAGAAAUGGAAGUUGCAGGCUGAAGAGAGGCGGGAAAGGAAGAGACGACGUAUAGACUUUGGUGAAACAUCCUCUCACGCCCCAGUGACCUCUAGCAGUAGAGGUAUUGGAGGCUUCUUACGGAGAACUGCUCGUAGUGUUAUGGAUAUGCCAUGGCAAAUAGUGCAGUUGAUAGAGACUGGACAUCCUGGUCAGUUCAAGCUCUGGGCUCUUAUUGGCAGUGAUCUUCAUGCUAUGAAAUUAAACAUUCCGAGGAUGUUCUAUGUGAAUCAGAAGUCACCAAAAGUUGGAGAAGGACAAAUGUGGAAAAAGGUGAUAAAGACAUUACCAAGAUCCCAUCCAGUGAUGAACCUAUACGAGUACUCUGUUCCGGAAGAUGUGUACCUGGAACACAUUAACGAGAUCAGUGCUGACCUGUCGUCUCCGGAUAUUGAGGGAGUGUAUGAGACCCAAGUUCCAUUGUUAUUCCGAGCACUUGUUAAAUUGGGCUGUGUGACAAUGGUGAAUCGUGAUUUUGCUAAAUACAUGUCUGGAAGGGAGAUAGACACGUUUGAGUUGGAGCAUCUGGAAUUCAGGACAUUAGCCCAGUUCUCCUACCUGGAGCCUUCAUCAAUAAAGCAUCUGUAUCUGUACCAUCAUGCCUGUGGAUCGAAGAUGCUCUAUGGCUUGUUUUUACCAAUGUCGAAGAAGGGUACUAUAUUUGUUGUUGAUACUGUGAGAAGUGAUCAGAUGCCAAACCUUAAUGCCAUGUUUAAUGCAGAGAGAAACGCAAAAGUUUCUAAAGGUGUAGAUGAGACAAUGCUGCCAGAAGGUGGCCAUAAACUGGAGUACAAGUUGGAGAAGAAUGUAAGCCAGGUGUACAGAACCAUACAGAGGAUCUUGUCUGCCUAUAAAGAUGAAAAGAAAGGACCAACAUAUAUAGCAGUUCAGUCAUCUCUAGAUUUUUCACACCUGAUUGCAGACAUGCCGGGUUUGGGAGAUUUUCCUCUUGUGCCCAUUCACAUCACUGACAGUGAGAACCUGUACAAUGUAUUAGACUGGCAGAGAGUUGGUUGUCGCAGAAUGCUGCAGCAUUACAUGAAUGUUGAUGUCAUAUUACAGGCAAUGAUAGAGCAGUGUCGGUACCUACACAUCCCUGUAGGGAACUUUCCAAAGGAUGUUACCAUGUUUGGUUGUGAUGUUUUCUUUGCUCGGCAUCUAAACAAACACAACCACAUACUGUGGUCCUCCUCAACAGAAAGGCCAGAUCUCGGUGGCAAGGAGGCUGAUGAUAACCGUAUCGGUAUAGAGGUUGAAAAUCUGACCACAGAAAUAAAUAACCCAGCUGCUUAUUCCACUGUGUGUGUAGAAUUAGAUAUUGCAAGCUUGGCUGUGAACACAAUUAUAGAGUCUUCCCAUGUGAAUGAACAGGAAGGGGCUAGUGCUGUCAGUUUCGACACAAUGCCUCAGUCAUCACUUGAAGAGAUGGUACAAGGACAGGGAGCUGCUACGAUGAUGACAAGUUAUGAUGAAACAGCUCUUUGUUCUGCUGCUUUCAGGAUAUUGAAAAGUAUGGUACAGAGCUGGGUACGAGAUGUUACUGUCCACUCCAAUGUCUUUGCUGACAAUCAGAUUAUACACUUCUAUAGGUGGUUGAGAAGUCCCUCUGCCAUGCUGUAUGAUCCUGCAUUGAGAAGGACAUUGCACAAUAUGAUGAAGAAGGUUUUCAUGCAGUUAAUGGGGGAAUUCAAGAGACUUGGUUCAAAUAUUGUGUAUGCAAAUUUCAAUCGUGUAAUUCUGUGUACAAAGAAGAGACGUCUCCUGGAUGCCUUAGCAUAUGUAGAAUAUAUUACAAAUAGUAUCAAGACGAAGGAAUUAUUUCACCUGAUUGAAAUGUCAUACGAGCAGUGCUGGGAAUAUCUAAUGUGGUUAGAUCCAGCAAACUAUGGUGGUAUAAAAGGUAAACUGCCAUCGGAAGCAGAGGUAGAACAAACAGCUCCAGAGAUGGAGGAGGAUAAAACAGCAGACAGUGAUGAGGAGGAACAUGUUGUAGAGAACGAGGAAUUAAACAAGUCUGACAGUGAUGAUGAGCCUGAAAUAGAGAUGAACUGGAAUAUCAUGCAGUUUCUUCCAGAGGCAGGGGCGUGUCAAACAAAUUUUAAUAUGAUUGUAGCUGGCUACAUUUUGUCGGUGUAUAGCAACUUUCAAGAGGAACAACAACGAUUAACUCCAGGCAACACGCCAGUCCGUCGUCGUAACAACAGCAGUCAGACACAGGCAUUACUUGAUGCAUCAACAACACCAUCAGCUGUCAGCUUUGCUCAGAAUCUUAUACAGGGUGAUCUCGCUCAACAGAUGUUUUCGUUAACACAAAAGAUACACAAGAAAUUGAGUGGUAACCGUAGCAACAACAACAUGUCGGAGGAGUUCCCAAGACCUCCAGGGUCCCACCUGCCCUUGAAUGAUCCAGCCUUGGAGUUUGUUAAAUACAUAUGCAAGGUACUGUCGUUGGACAGUAAUAUUACUAUACAGGUUGCCAAAUUGCAGCGAGAUCUGCUCAAGUUGAUUGGUAUAGGGGAAUUCUCACCAGAUGCCCAGUUCAAAGACCCAUGCCUGUCCUAUGUACUGUCAGAAGUCAUAUGUAAAACAUGCAACCAUAUCCGCGACCUUGACCUCUGCAGAGAUCCAUAUCUGAGUCAGUCAGGAGGAAGUGCUGUAUGGUCGUGUAUACAGUGUAAGACAGAGUAUGACCUAGCUGAGAUAGAACAGAGCUUGAUUGAUUCUGUACACAGAAAAUCAAUGGGAAAUGUACUGCAGGACCUUGAGUGUGUCAAGUGUCAUCAGAUUAAGGACAGCAACAUGAGAACGUACUGUACCUGUGCUGGUGAAUACAGAAAUACAGUGACAGUUGAUGACCUUGGUAAACAGCUGAGGACUUUUAAAGGAAUUGCCAGUCAUAACAAUAUGGUGUUAUUACAAGAAACAGUAGAAUGGAUUUUAAAGCUUAACCCACAGAUACCUACUUGAAAAUUGGAAAUGUUUUUCCAUGGCACUGGUAAUACGUCAACAUGAUUAUGGAAGCUCUGAACAUUUAUAUUGUGAUUUCAAGGGAAUGCAUUUUGAUAUUUGUACAUUGUGACAAUUAUUUGUGUAAACUGGGCAUUUUUUUUUCUGUUUAAUCAGUUUACCUCUGAUAUUUCAUUAUAAACUGUGUAUUUAUUUCAUGUUUAAAUUUAUUUUUGAAUGUAAUAUAAUGUUACAAAUUAGGUGUUUUCAUGUUGGAUUUGUUAUUUGAAUGUGAUCUGUCAUAUUAUUGGCUUCACUUAAUGGAAUUGUCCAAGCUAGAAAGCCAGUAUGAAUUCACCUUAUUGAUUACCUUAUGAAUUAACUAUAUAAUAUUUAUUACUUUAAUGAGAAACACUAAAAGGGAAAGAUGUCAUUUUUAGCUUUGUUCAUAGCGAGCAAUUAGUAUAGGUGUGUGGUUCAGUGUCCAUCCUCUUGCAUAUCAUUUUUUGCCCCGCAAAAUCUUUGCUUGUCCCCUUUUUGGGCCUUUCAGAGCGUAAAUUGAAAAACCUUCCAUGAAAAAUUUGAUAGAUCUUUACCAAAAUUGUUCUAUAGUCAAAUGUUUCUGCCUGGCUUCUUUCAGGGGCCUUUUUUGCUCUCAGUACAUAUUCACCAAGACAUUACAAAUACUUGCUCUUUGCUCGCGAUAAAUAUUUGCCAAGGCAAUUUAGAUACAUCCUUCCAAAAUAAAUUACUCAUUCAUAUUUUCAAAGAUCAGUAAAAGUAAUGGCAUUGUUACACUUCUGUUUCCCAUUAAUAUAAGAAAAAUGCCAGUGGAAAAGGAAAUCGUGUAUUAAGUCUCCUAAACGUCCUUGUUCUCAUUGUCAAAGUAGAACAAGAUACAAAAGAUUUUAUUCACAUAACAUAUUCAUGUAAAGUUUGAAAUUGGUUGAAAGAAAAUUUUAAGAUAGUUUGCUGACCCAGAAGUUGUAUCACUUUCAGUUGAACCAAUUAAAGGAAUCUGAUACUGGCUGUGAAAAGCCUGUUUUGGUCGACUUUAUUGUCGUAUUACUUUGGCAAUUAGUGUACUGUUUGAGCAAAUGCUGUACAGUUAAUUAAUAAUGUUGUGCAUUAUAUGAUGUUUUAUAUGUUAACCAGUAACUGAUUAUACUGAAUGAUAUAUUGAUGAAUUUACAUGUACAUGUAUAUAUAUACCUUCCUGUUGGUAAAGAUGUUAAAAAUAGAUAACUGUGAUAUCAGUCAAUAAAAUGUAUAUAUUAAACUGUUG
Mercenaria mercenaria is the source of this 8130-nucleotide messenger RNA. Its product is annotated as DNA polymerase epsilon catalytic subunit A-like. Bases 78 to 6866 code for a protein of 2262 amino acids. Gene Ontology annotation, molecular function: nucleotide binding; single-stranded DNA 3'-5' DNA exonuclease activity; zinc ion binding. The record is from RefSeq and is a predicted model, not a curated record. The transcript has 50 exons. Lineage: Eukaryota; Metazoa; Mollusca; Bivalvia; Venerida; Veneridae. Gene Ontology annotation, cellular component: nucleus; epsilon DNA polymerase complex. Gene Ontology annotation, biological process: leading strand elongation; DNA replication; nucleotide-excision repair, DNA gap filling.